Molecule: messenger RNA, 2289 nt
Organism: Magallana angulata
Lineage: Eukaryota; Metazoa; Mollusca; Bivalvia; Ostreida; Ostreidae
Exons: 15
Coding region: 69-1796 (575 amino acids)
Biological process (GO): protein ubiquitination
Cellular component (GO): cytoplasm
Molecular function (GO): metal ion binding; ubiquitin-protein transferase activity
Source: RefSeq, a predicted model, not a curated record
UAUAUGCUCAAAAUCGUGUCGCUGUAAUAGAAUAUAACUGCCGAUAGGAGCCGUAUAAACGAGCGGUCAUGGAACAACGUGAAAAGGGAUCAGUGCCAGUUGUCCUUCUUCUUGAUAUAUCAAACAGUGUGAAAGGAGAGGCUUUUUCUCAAAUGAAAGAGGCCUUUGUAUCAUUGAUUCAGGGUUAUGCGAAUCAGCCUCUCGUAACACACAUUAUUGCUGUUAUAACGUUUGGAAGAGAUGUUAAUAUCGUGCAAAACUUCUCUGAUGAUUACAAUACUAUCUUACACUUACUAGAUGACACAGUAUGUGAAGGACCAUCACAGUUAGGCAAAGCCCUGGAAGUAGCUAUAAACGUCUUCAAUACUAGAGAAAAUACAGGUCUGAUUGGACCAUUCUCCAAUAGGAGAAGAUUACUUAUUAUGUCUGGUGGACAUGCAACCACUGAGGAUUUUACAGAGGACAGCGAAAGAGAUAAAAAAAUGAGUAUUCUACAAUUAAUAGGACAUGUUUGCAAAGCAUUACACAUUGUGUGUGUACCGGUCGGUAGAGAUCCAGACAUGUGUUUCUUGGGCUCAAUUGCAUAUUCAUCAAAAUGUGGAAAACUUUUAAAAAUUGACGAGGCUGCACAGUUUGCAAGAUAUUCAACAAAUAUGGUAAUCGCUUCUCAAAUAAUUGGCAAAAUGCCAACAGCUGAUUAUUCUCUGGAUGAUGUAACAGCAGCUGUGUUGUCAAUAGGAGGACCAGGACUCACAACAGAGACAGAUUUGAGCGAUAUAUACGAGAUAUUGGUAAAUAGACAAGCAUAUCAGAUGAAUUUCUACUCAUGGGACAACAUCGAAAGUGAUUUACACGGCGAGAGGGAUACUAGGCUCCCACCUAUAGGAACACGCGUUCGAAGAGGACCUAAUUGGCCAUAUAUUGGACAAGACUCUGAUGCUUGUGGAACGGUUGUUGGACAUAGAACUGAUGACCAUAACGUCUCUGUUGAAUGGGAUACUAGCAUGAUAUUCCCUUACCACUAUGACACUGAUGGUUUUGAUCAAGCAUCCCAUGUUGUCGUCUGUGACGAACCUAGAAUUCUAUUACAAAGAGAGAAGAUUUCCGUAGGCUGUCUUGUUCAAAGAGGUCCAGACUGGAAGUGGUUUGACCAAUUGCAAGAUGGUGGUGAGGGUAAUAUUGGAUCGGUGUAUAGGGUGAAAGACGACAAGACUGUCCAUGUACGAUGGCCUAAUGGUAAAAAAAGUAACUACAGAUUUGGAUAUGAUGGAAUUUAUGAUGUUUCAUUGUGUGAUCCUUUUGACGAAAAAAUAAUGAGAAAAAUGAAAGAACAACGAAAUGACUGGCGCAAAAAUAAUGCACAAAUGGUGGCUUCAAAUGAUGGUACACGAAGCAAACACAACGAAAAAGGUUUUGUCAAUGAAUCGUCUAACGGACGAAGCCUUAGAGAUGUAAAUAAGAAAAAAACGAAAAAUGAUGAAAAAGAUAAGUUGGCAGAAGGAGGUAAAAGAAACAGUCCACCAAUUCAACAUGAAAUUGAUGCUUUAGGGGGAAAGAAUGCCUUAAAUUGUAACUUUAGUGAUACGCCUUUUUCUUGGGAAUGGAAGACUAGACAAGGCAAAUGGGUGUCGUUUCCAAAAUCAGAAAACGAUAAAAUUCAACAGGCUUUUGACAAAAAUAGGAAAGGUACUGUUCUGGUGAAAAUAGAUGAAGAUUUAUAUAGAGUGGUUUUGUCCAAAAUGAUUCAGAUCAAUAUCAGCAACAGAGAAUCGCUAGAAAUCAGACGCCUCAGCUGAUUUUACCUCGAUGCCGUGAUGAAUUGCAUUUCACCUUGUCCUUACAUGCAUUAAACGUAUUUCAUGAAGAUCCGAGACUCUUUAACAAUUAUGUUCAAUGUGGGGCUACAAUUGUUUUGUAAACCAGCAUACUUUUAUUCGCAGGAGCCUUGCCGUCGCGAAAAUUGCUCGCCGCGAACCAGAGUCUCUCCAAUCCAUUUUAUAACAACACUAGUGUUGAUACGGCUUUGUCGCAAUAAAUUGUCGCCGCGAACAAUGUCAUCUCAGAUAAAUCGCGAAAUAACGUUGUCGCAAAUAAAAGUUGGUUUACAGUAUAUAUUAAGUAAUUAUAAAUAAAAUUGAUGUGAUAAGACAAAAGUAAAUAAAAAAAUAAUCAUGCAGAUCUCACAUCAGAUCUGUCAAAUGUGACGUUUUCACUUGUUGUGUUUGUCUAAUUGCCAAUGUCGUGUCAUAAUUGAAGACCCAAUCAUAUCAUGUUUUACACAAUCAUAUC